Molecule: messenger RNA, 2298 nt
Organism: Lineus longissimus
Lineage: Eukaryota; Metazoa; Nemertea; Pilidiophora; Heteronemertea; Lineidae
Product: ankyrin repeat and KH domain-containing protein 1-like
Exons: 2
Coding region: 199-1701 (500 amino acids)
Cellular component (GO): nucleus; cytoplasm
Molecular function (GO): protein binding
Source: RefSeq, a predicted model, not a curated record
UUCACAUCGGGUAGUGGCGCUGCAUCACUAUUGGCAAGCUCGCAGCGUAGAUGAUGUCGUAGAUCGCUAGAGAUCGAUUGGCAGGCAGUCUAUAUUUGACCUUGACAUCGUAGACCCACGUUGUUGGGUUGUAUCGUUGCUCCUGGUAUCGCUGUAUCGCAGCCAGUCCAUCUUCUUAUCUGCGUACAUGGCACAGAAAUGGCGGACAUAGGCCCUAUACAGGAGUUCCGUGAUGCAGUGCGGAGCAACAAUGUAACAAAGAUUGAAGGCCUCCUAUCAACGAUUGACUUCGCAAAACUUGAUGGAGUGACAGCCAUGACAGCCCUUGACAUCGUUGUGAAAGGUAACCAGCACGCGCCAACAGUUCAAAGGAUCCUUCAAACUGGGGUGGACGUGAACAAUGCAAAAUUGGGGUUACCGCUCAUUGCAGCAAUAACACAAGGAUCCUCUGAGCUGGUGCAGCUCCUUCUUGCCUCUGGAGCAGACCCGCUAAAAAGUGAUGGCCAGACCAAUGCGUUAGCUUGUGCCAUUGAUACAAAUAACACAAAUAGCAUGAUAAUUGCUCAGCUUCUCAAGCAAUAUGAUGGACUUGGUAACCAUGGUGACAGUGACAACAGGGGACGGGCGUUGUAUGCAGCUUGUUGCAUUGGAGAUUCAGCGCGGGUGAAGCAGUAUUGUGAGGAGGGCACAGCUAUUUCCAGUUGCCAUCAGUUACAGCUCUAUCCUUUGAUGCAAGCAUGUGGGAGGGGCCAAACUGAUCUGGUAAAGUGUUUGUUGGAGCAGGGUGCGGAUGUACAUGAAGAGAAUAGCUUCGGGGAGACAGCCUUGGGGUUUUGUAUCUUCAGCGGCAGUUCGGAAAUACUGGAAAUUCUGUUGCUGAACGGAGCAGAUAUUCGUAAAGAGGUGACAAGGCGUUAUCAGGGUCAAAGUCAACGACUGACACCCUUGAUGUGGGCCUGUUUCAAGCAGAGAAAAAUAAUACAAAUUCUUCUUGCCAACGGUGCUGAUGUCAAUGCUGUAUCAGAUGACAUUUUGCACACCACUGCGUUGCAUUUGACAUCUGAAUCUGCUAGAGACAAUGUCAUGUUGGCCAGCGGAUUUGCUGCAAUUGACACGGAUCGGAGCGUUGUGGAAGAAUUGCUGGAACGCGGGGCAAGACCUGAUGUGAAGGACGGCACAGGUCGAACGCCUUUAGAUCACCACAUACACGAUUUAACACAAAGCUUCUAUUACAUGGACUCUGAUAUUGGUUCAAGUGACAUCUGCAAAACAACGGCUAUUAUCAACCAGAUUAUUAUUUCAAGCAAGCCUCAUUCGAUUUCAAGAGGAAGCAUUGGCGCAAUAAAGAUGAUGUUUUUUGCACAAAAUGCUGUGUGUGUUCUAAACAUAAUACCCGUUUGCGAAAAGGUGCUGAUACUCGGGAGCGUAGACAGCUUUUUGAAACAUCUGAUUUACGCUGGAAUGAUGAAGCCUUCGUCCUCACUUUCAGAAAGGUACACAGCAUUUGUAAGUGACUUCGCAGAUAGUGAUGAGUCAUCAGUUUGGUUGUCUAGUCUGCUGCACACUGGGUUGUCUCUGAAGGAACAGUGUAGACUAGAACUUCGUGGAAAAAUCCGUUAUCCCCUUAAAAAGAAGAUAAUGUCGGAUGGUAUAUUACUACCUCCCUUACUUAGGAAGUAUGUUUUGUUGGAUAGACUUUGAUUCUUAUGUAUUUGUAACUUCAGGUUGCCUUCAGACCAUUUACAGGGUUAAGUCUAGAAAUAUUGAUGAUUCGCGAAAUCCGCCGAUUCGGAAUGGUCUGACGUCUAGCAAAGUGAUUGCCCAGCUGAAGUGCAGUUGACUUGGUUCCCCAAGGGUCAGAUCCGAUCCGGAGAAAAUUGGGGUGGGGGUUGGGGUGUUAUUUUACGAUCGCUGCCCUCCGUCAGCGCACUCGCGUGCAGGAUGUGUUGUUACAAUGAACAACAACCGCUGAUUUCUCCCUAGGCUUAUGUUUGUUCAAUUGCAGUGCGGAGAUGUUGCAAGUAAGUGUUGUCGAACAUAGCAGAUGCGGAAAGUUUGGUGGUAGAUUUAGUGUUGUAGCAAGCAAAACUUUUAUUUCAGACGAAAAUGAGAGAGAAAAGAAUGACAGUUCAGUUACAACCCUGUCUCAUCCGAAACAGACAUUCUUUAUCAGGCGUAUACGACAUAGGAGUAAAAAAGCCUGGUCUCAGGAUGGACAUUAUUGUAAACUCCCACCCAAAUCUAAAUUGUACUUUAGUACGAAUUAAACAAAAUAACAUUUCGUCAUCCUCUUCGUAU